Molecule: messenger RNA, 600 nt
Organism: Corylus avellana
Lineage: Eukaryota; Viridiplantae; Streptophyta; Magnoliopsida; Fagales; Betulaceae
Product: large ribosomal subunit protein eL27x
Biological process (GO): translation
Cellular component (GO): ribosome
Molecular function (GO): structural constituent of ribosome
Source: RefSeq, a predicted model, not a curated record
UUUAUACUCUCCCAAAACCCUAAUUGGACGCGAGUGUCAUAACCAGAAGAAGUGCAAGAGAAGCCUCCAGGAAAGAAGAUGGUGAAGUUCUUGAAGGCGAACAAGGCAGUGGUCCUCCUGCAGGGGCGAUUCGCCGGGCACAAGGCGGUGAUCGUCCGGCAGUUCGACGAGGGGAACCGCGAGCGCCCCUAUGGGCACUGCCUGGUUGCGGGGCUGGCCAAGUACCCGAAGAAGGUGAUCCGGAAGGACUCGGCGAAGAAGACGGCGAAGAAGUCGCGCGUGAAGGCGUUCAUAAAGGUGGUAAACUACAGCCACAUAAUGCCGACGAGAUACUCUCUGGACGUGGAUCUCAAGGAUGUGGUCACCGCCGAUGUGCUUCAGUCAAGGGACAAGAAGGUGACCGCCGCCAAGGAGACCAAGGCCAGGUUCGAGGACAGGUUCAAGGCUGGGAAGAACAGGUGGUUCUUUUCCAAGCUCAGGUUUUAAUAUCCCAUUUUCUCUUUUUGCUUUUUGCUGAUGAUAAUUGGAGAUAUUCUCUGGAAGUCGCUUUUUUGUUUCUGGAAAUAUGAGUAUUAAGAUAAAAGGUGAUUCAAUUUUCUA